Molecule: messenger RNA, 459 nt
Organism: Striga hermonthica
Lineage: Eukaryota; Viridiplantae; Streptophyta; Magnoliopsida; Lamiales; Orobanchaceae
Source: the annotation of a GenBank genome assembly
AUGUUUCCUCAGGUUUUCAAAGGUGCUCAAUUGCUUGAAGGAGAGGAAGGUCAGGCUGGAAAUAUCAAGUCCUUCGAUUAUGUACUCGGCAAGGCAAUGCAUGUGAAGGCAAAGACUGAAGCAAUAAACGACGAAGAGCGAUCGAUAAGCCUUUCAGCCCUCGAAGGAGAUGUUCUGAAGCUGUACAAGAGUUUCUCGGCCAAAAUUAGUGUGGGCGAUGGGCAUGAUCUUAUAAACCUGUUCAGUGUCCACAGAGAUCGGCAUUCUGACGUGGCGGACAAGACUCCAACCUCCGAGAACACGAUGGCUGCCAUCGCGGUUGACUUUCUGAUUCAGACAGCUCGGCACCUUGUGUCGACUUGCUGCCCGGUUUGGACCGCAAGGUCAUCUUCUCCCGGCUUCUCGCUGCCGAACCAUAAACCCCAGGUCAGGUUGAUCCAGAUGUCAACAAUUAAGUAG